Messenger RNA from Osmerus eperlanus (European smelt), 2352 nucleotides. It is a transcript of the gene sptlc3, whose product is annotated as serine palmitoyltransferase, long chain base subunit 3. Lineage: Eukaryota; Metazoa; Chordata; Actinopteri; Osmeriformes; Osmeridae. Gene Ontology annotation, biological process: sphingosine biosynthetic process; ceramide biosynthetic process. Gene Ontology annotation, cellular component: serine palmitoyltransferase complex. Gene Ontology annotation, molecular function: pyridoxal phosphate binding; serine C-palmitoyltransferase activity. The coding region runs from base 135 to 1793 and encodes 552 amino acids. The record is from RefSeq and is a predicted model, not a curated record. The transcript has 12 exons.
UAGGUGCGCAUGGUUCCUAGAGUGACAGGGCAAUGAGGAAGUCACCAGGUAGCUACGCACACAAACCGCGAGUCCAAACUCUGGAGAUACACUUCCUUCAUUCAAGUCGAGUUGACUCUACUUUGUGAAAAAGAAUGUCUAGAACUGAAGGUCCUGUGCAAAACGGAAAUAUUAAACAAUAUGUAAACCAGUGUGACUUGAAAAACGGUAUUAAGAAAAGGACAAAUGGAUAUCACAAGGCUGAGAGAAAUGGCCUGUGGAAGGGGCCAUGCCCCAGGCGACGCAUGUCAGAGGCGUUUGAACAGGCGCCCAUGUAUGUGGCUGUUAUGACAUACCUGGGAUUUGGCAUCGUCACCCUUUUCGGCUACUUCAGGGACUUUCUCAGGGCGGUGGGCCUGGAGAGAUGCAACCUUGCCCAGGAACGGCAUGAACAGAAGGAUUUCGUUCCACUUUAUCAAGAUUUUGAGAACUUUUACAAUCGUAACCUGUACAUGAGGGUGCGUGACAAUUGGAACAGACCCAUUUGCAGUCUGCCUGGUCCUGUGUUUGAUUUGAUGGAGAGAGUUUCCGAUGACUAUAACUGGACCUUCAGGUUAACUGGGAAGACGAUAAAGAAUGUCAUCAACAUGGGCUCCUACAACUACCUGGGUUUCGCGGAGAACAACGCCGACUUCCUGAAAACCGUGGCUGACAAAACACGUCAGUAUGGCGUUGGGGUCUGCAGCACAAGACAGGAAAUGGGUAACCUCAGAAUACACCAGGAACUGGAGCAGCUGGUGGCGUCUUUCCUGGGAGUAGAGGCCUGCAUGGCCUUUGGGAUGGGCUUCGCUACUAACUCUAUGAACAUACCAGCACUGGUUGGAAAGGGCUCCUUGAUCCUGAGUGACGAACUGAACCACACAUCUCUCAUCCUGGGAGCGCGGUUGUCAGGAGCAACCAUCCGGGUGUUCAAGCACAACAACAUGCAGAGCCUGGAGAGACUGCUGAAGGAGGCUGUGUGUUCAGGUCAGCCUCGUACCCACAGACCCUGGAAGAAGCUGCUGAUCAUGGUGGAGGGCAUCUACAGCAUGGAGGGCUCCUUGGUGCGCCUGCCUGAGAUCAUCGCCCUGAAGAAGAAGUACAAGGCCUACCUGUACCUGGACGAGGCUCACAGCAUCGGGGCGGUGGGCGGCUCAGGGCGGGGCGUGACCCAGCUGUUCGGGGUCGACCCUGCUGAUGUGGAUGUGAUGAUGGGGACCUUCACCAAGAGCUUUGGAGCGUGUGGAGGCUACAUCGCUGGGAGCAGGAGGCUGGUGGACUACCUUCGCUGCCACUCCCACAGUGCGGUCUACGCCUCCGCCAUGUCUCCACCAAUCACGGAGCAGAUCAUCCGGGCCAUCAAGUGCAUCAUGGGACUGGACGGGACCACAGUGGGCAUCAGUAGGGUUCACCAGCUGGCAGACAACACCAGGUACUUCAGAUCCAGACUGCAGGAGAUGGGAUUCAUCAUCUAUGGUAACGAGGACUCUCCUGUGGUGCCCGUGCUGCUCUACAUGCCUGGCAAAGUGGUGGCCUUCUCUCGGGCCAUGCAGCAGAGGAGGGUGGGUGUGGUGGUGGUGGGAUUCCCAGCCACGCCCAUCGGUGAGGCCCGCGCUCGCUUCUGUCUGUCUGCCGCGCACACCAGAGACAUGCUGGACAAGGUGCUGCAGGAUAUGAAUGAAGUGGGAGAUGAUCUGUGCCUGAAGUUCUCCCGGAGGAAGUACUGCCCACGACCGCAGCUCUUUGACCAGACAGACUAUGAGCUGGACAGCUGAUGGCCUGACCUCUGACCCCUGACCUCUGCACCGAGAGACUGUACCGCUCCACAUGUGGAGGGGGUGUUCCUGUGUCACUGUGACAGCGGACCACUCACCCCCCUCGGUCCCACUGCACAAGAAGGACAAACUCAGGACCAUGUCUGGCAGCGGCUUUGAACAACACACCUUUAUAAAGCGUGUGAAUGAAGAGAUCCGUAUAUUUCUUAUUACGAUUUAGGAACAGAGAGACAGAGAGAACUGUAUUAUUAUGUAUUAACUUAAGCCCCACAUCCCGUCCCUUUAAGAGUUUACUAGUUCUGUUUGUAGAGAUUAUGUACAAACGUGGAUGGAGUGGCUGUGGUUGUUCCGGUGUUAGUUUGUCUGUGGCAGGAGUGUCGUGAUCACUGGAACAAACAUCUUCAUGAGACCAAACAGAUCUGUAAUACAUGAAUGUAGGAUUUGCAUUCUGUUUGAUUUAUUUACAGUUAAACUUGUUCGUUUCUUGCCAUGAUACCAGUGUUGAGCGAAAAACUCUGAUUGUUAUCGAUUGUCUGAACAUAAAUGACUAUCACAUCCA